Molecule: messenger RNA, 2637 nt
Organism: Anolis carolinensis (green anole)
Lineage: Eukaryota; Metazoa; Chordata; Lepidosauria; Squamata; Anolidae
Gene: dpep1
Product: dipeptidase 1
Exons: 10
Coding region: 109-1497 (462 amino acids)
Biological process (GO): proteolysis
Cellular component (GO): plasma membrane
Molecular function (GO): metallodipeptidase activity
Source: RefSeq, a predicted model, not a curated record
CUGAGAAUAAAGAAACAGGUGUGGUGCCCUUUUUUCAUGCCAUCUUCGUGCAGGUCCUCUGGAAAUGCAACCUGGCCGAGGAAGAUCUCUUAGCUCCUCCCCAACUUUAUGGCCUGGGACAGGUGGGUUAGGCAUCGCGGACGUUUGGAUCUUCCCGGUCCAAAAUUCCAAGGCCGCUAUCAGUCUGCUCCGGGCAUCAAAAGAAGGAGCCCAAGAAGAAGGUGCAGCUCUUGGCUUUGGAGACGGAGCAUCAUGUUCGGGCAACUGGUCACUUGUCUGAUCCUCUCCCAAUUUGCCCUCGGAGCAGGAGAUUCCUACCUGUCAGAGGCCGAGAGAAUCAUGAAAGGGACACCUGUCAUAGAUGGGCACAACGACCUUCCGUGGCAGCUGCUCUUACAUUUCAACAACCAGCUCUCCUUGAAGUCGGCGAACUUGACCCAACUGAACAAGACGCACACCAACAUCCCGAAACUGCGCCUGGGACACGUGGGAGCGCAGUUCUGGGCCGCCUACGUUCCCUGCGAAACCCAGAACAAGGAUGCCGUGAAGCGGACCUUGGAGCAGAUUGACGUUGUUCACCGCAUGUGCCAGCUCUACCCAGAGGCCUUUGAGUGUGUCACCGACAGCGCAGGCAUCAGGAGGGCCUUUGAUGCCGGCCGGGUGGCCAGCCUGAUUGGGGUGGAGGGUGGCCACUCCAUCGACAGCAGCAUGGCCGUCCUGCGCACCUUCUACCUGCUGGGCGUCCGAUACAUGACCCUGACCCACAGCUGCAACACUCCUUGGGCGGAUAACUGGCUCGUGGACACCAAAGAGGAAAAGCCUGUCCAUCACGGCCUGACCGAAUUUGGGAAGAAAGUGAUCAAGGAAAUGAACCGCCUGGGCAUGAUGGUGGACCUGGCCCACGUCUCGGUGGAAACCAUGGACGCGGCGCUGGACAUCUCCGAGGCCCCGGUGGUCUUCAGCCACUCCUCCGCCUACGCCAUCUGCAAUCAUCAGCGCAACGUGCCGGACAGCGUGCUCCUCAAAGUGAACAAGACCGAGAGCCUCGUGAUGGUGAACUUCUACAAUGACUACGUUUCCUGCAGUCACAACGCCAACCUCUCACAGGUAGCAGAUCAUUUGGACCACGUCAAACGCAUCGCUGGGCCAGGCGCCGUUGGCUUCGGAGGAGACUAUGACGGUGUUUCCAGGCUCCCCGAUGGCCUGAAGGACGUCUCCGGAUACCCAAACUUGGUGGCGGAGCUGCUGAGACGGAACUGGACGGAGGAGGAGGUCAGAGGGGCUUUGGCCGAAAACCUGCUGAGGGUCCUCCGGGAAGUGGAGAAGGUCCGGGAUAAGAAGGCCCAAAAUGCCGAGGCUCCGAACGACGAUCCCAUCGAUUUCAAGGAUAUCCAAGGGGAAUGCCGAACUGCCUAUGGCUACUCAAACAAGGGUGACCAUCCCAGGCUCCGACCCAUUGUCCUCGUCUUCCUUCUCUCGUUCCUAUUUCUCCUCUAGGAAACCCGACAAAGGAGAGGAGGAGAGUAUGAUUCCUGCCAACCUGUUCCAAACAUCAAACAGACAAGAAUUCUUUCUCCCAACCUGGACAUCAUUCCACAGAUAUAGCGAUCCCAUUUAUCUAGUUUCCAACAGACCUCACAUCCUCUGAGGAUGUCUACCAUAGAUGUGGGCGGAACGUCAGGAGAGAAUGCUUCUGGAACAUGGUCCAGGCAGUCCGGAAAACUCAUAACAGCCAGUGAUUCUAGCCAUGAAAGCUGUCAACAACAAAUUCAACUCAUUCUCAGAUCAAGUGAGAUUUUAGUUAAAUAACCAGAGGAAAACAGGAUUGCAAUAAAUAAAAUUAGGCAACAUAUUGGAGAAUAAUUAUUACUAAGAGAACUGACAUGGAAGGAGUUUAUAAGCCAUAUUAUAAGUCAUAAUACAGUAGAGUCUCACUUAUCCAACACUCGCUUAUCCAACAUUCUGGAUUAUCCAACGGAUUUUUGUAGUCAAUGUUUUCAAUAUAUCGUGAUGUUUUGGUGCUAAAUUAAUAAAUACAGUAAUUACUACAUAGCAUCACUGCGUAUUGAACUACUUUUUCUGUCAAAUUUGUUGUAUAACAUGAUGUUUUGGUGCUUCAUUUGUAAAAUCAUAACCUAAUUUGAUGUUUAACAGGCUUUUCCUUAAUGUCUCCUUAUUAUCCAACAUAUUCAUUUAUCCAACAUUCCGCCGGCCCGUUUAUGUUGGAUAAGUGAGACUCUACUGUUUAUGAUUUGGGAAAGACGGGAUGGGAUAAGGAGAAAUUUUAAACUGAUUUGUUGCUGUAUUGUAAUAUUUUAUAUAUAUUGUGGAAAUCGAAUAAAUCUAUUUUGCAAAGGGAAAAAAAGCUAAAGCCAAUUUUGGAUUUUUGCUCUGGUGAAAAUGGUGAAAAGUGAUGAUGGAUUAAAACCAAUGGCGUCAUAAGAUGCUGAAAGGGGGUCUUCCAAAGGAGCGUGGCCCACGAUGCCCUGCCUUGUUCCCAUUCUCCGGCCCCUGUCCAAGGGCUCCUUCCUCAUUAGCCAAUUAAUUAGCUCAUCAACCGGCUCAUUAGCAUCUUCCGCUGGCAUUUCGAGAACAGCCUGCGGCGGAGGCGGGCACCUGCCCAGGCAGACCUGGCUU